AUGUUAUCAGUGGAGAACAGGGCUCCCUUCGAGCUCGAUCGCAUACUGGGUAAUGCAGAAGUUGUUGGAAAAUAUCAUGGGAUGCGCUGCUCGAUCAUGGAAACGAGCCUUUCUGCAUCUCCUUCCGUUUGUGGUCUUCGCCCUUCUCUCACACUGAUGGCCACAGUUCUACGCAUUUGCGACAAUCAGGACAAUGCUUUGCUUGACUCCAUCGUUGGAUGCCGGAUUACCUGA
Suillus subalutaceus is the source of this 234-nucleotide messenger RNA. RefSeq lists its product as uncharacterized. Lineage: Eukaryota; Fungi; Basidiomycota; Agaricomycetes; Boletales; Suillaceae. The transcript has 3 exons. The coding region runs from base 1 to 234 and encodes 77 amino acids. The record is from RefSeq and is a predicted model, not a curated record.